This is a messenger RNA of Brassica oleracea var. oleracea, 949 nucleotides long. Its product is annotated as E3 ubiquitin-protein ligase At3g02290-like. The coding region runs from base 331 to 807 and encodes 158 amino acids. NCBI's taxonomy places the organism in Eukaryota, Viridiplantae, Streptophyta, Magnoliopsida, Brassicales, Brassicaceae. The transcript has 5 exons. Gene Ontology annotation, molecular function: ubiquitin-protein transferase activity. The record is from RefSeq and is a predicted model, not a curated record.
UCUGUUUGUUCGCUUCUUCUUCUUUCUCUACUGGUUUGCUCUGUUUGGUAGAUUUAUGAAAAAGGUGUUUUUUUUUGUUUUUGUUUUAAGCAACUUGUUUAGUUUCUGGUUCAACUGUCUCUUUUUAUGAUCUCUCCGUGUCUGUUCUGUUCUUCGUUUAUUAGGGUUUAGAUUUUUUUUUUGGAAAGUAUCUCUGUUUAUAGUAAACCUACUUGAAGCUGAAUCAAGCUUAAUUGGAUCAUAUGAUUUUGCAUGACUUGUCCAACAAAUUUUAGUACACAAGAGUUUAUAAAGGCUUGAGAGUAUUGAUGUAGGUUUGUAACCUAAAGAAUGGGCUGCUGCUGCUGCUGUUUCCCUAUCCUACCUGAAAAUUUAAGAGGUAUAGAUGAGAAUGUUCCUUUAUCUCGUACCUCUCCUUCCUCUGUGGUACCUACUGGAUCAGUAGAUAGAAACUUGGCCUCUAAUCUAUACACUGCACCGCUUCAACCUCCUCUUCCUGUAUCAUUCUCGCCGAGAAAUCCGUCGAAAUCGCCAACAACUCAGAGCAAUCCGAGCCAAGAAGCUAAACGCACUCUUCCAGAGAAGCAAACAUGGCAUGUUGGUGAUCAAAGUGAUAUUAAUCUAAAGAAAAAAGAUCGAGAAACCAUCGACGAAUGUCCAAUUUGCUUAGAAGAAUAUGAAACAGAGAACCCGAGACUGCUCACUAAAUGUCGCCACGAUUUUCAUCUGGCAUGCAUUCUUGAAUGGAUGGAAAGAAGCGAAGCUUGUCCUGUUUGUAACAAGGAGUUGGUACUCCCUGAGUCAUAAUCAAGACACAAGAAACAAAGAGAAUGGAACAAGAAGUGUGAAGACAAGGUACAUAAGAUUUGAUUUAGACUAGCAUUAGGUGAUAGUGUUGUGGAACAUGAUGAACUUUGUUGCUUUACAUUCAUAAGCUUUGAAUUCUCCU